AUGGCGACGAUCGGAGCGCGGUGUGAGCUCCUGUCGUCGAGACCGGGCGAAAGCUUGCGCACUAGAAACACCAAGCGGUACGGAGAGAUUGCAUACAUUGGAGAAAUUGAUGGGUUGCCAGGUGACGGGUGGAUAGGCGUGCGACUGGACAAACCGUUGGGCAAAGGCGAUGGGACUUUUCAAGGCACGCGAUACUUUGACUGUGAGCCUCUUCACGGUGCCAUUGUACGGCCUGAGAGGGUCAAUACAUCGGGUGAUUUUCCAGUUCUGGAGACGCAUGAAGCGAGUCUAGCACAUGCUCUUGAAGAACGACGGAAGGAGAGGCAUGGGACGAAGAGGGACGGUGGAUCAGAUACAAACGACGCGUUGAGGUUGUAUCGGGAGCUGUCAAGCGAUGAGCUGGCGACAGUGUUCUGGGAAAAGUUUUUGCAGCAGGAAGAGCAUGUGCACAAGCAGGUGGGACUGUUCUGUGGGCAGAAGCAGCAGCCAACGCCUUGUGAACCGGCUAAAGAGGUACAGCUGGAUGCUCUCGUGCUCGAAGUAAACGCCAUGAGGGAUGCAGCAGCUACGGCAGCCUCACUUUAUUUGUCGCCCUAUGACACUCGACAGACGCAAUUGAUUUUGUCGAAGCUCCUGGAGAUCAUCGAUCACACUCGUGUGACGUUUGCACCUCGAAAGAAGUUUACGUUCCGAGCUCGUGCGGGAAAGAGUGCUACAGCCAAGGAACAAGAUCUACCAGACCGGGACAACUCAUCUGUAUCGGUUGGUGAUGUUGAGAAUCAGCUGUUGUCGGCACCACAGAAACUGACGGAGUUUAACGAACUUGUGCACGCCAACAAACAGAACGAGGUGAUUGUCAUUGACGAUCACAGCUUCACUGACAAAGACGACAAGCGCCGCGACUUGAACUUCUCCCAUCUGACCAACUGUGUUGUUCUUGUAUGCGUGGAGACAUCUGCUAUCCGCGGUGACGCACUGAAGAACUGCGUAUUCUACACUGGAGCAAUUUUUGGAAGCUUGUGGCUUGAACACUGCAACGGGUGCGAGUUUUUUGUAGCAUGCCGUCAGUUGCGCGUCCACUUGAGCUCGGCUACGACCUUUCACCUGCGCAUCUCGAGCCAUCCCAUAAUUGAGAAUUGCCAUCAGAUACAAUUUGGGCCUUACCACUUACACUUUGAUGGACUCAGCGCACAACUUGAGCGCCUGGGGUUGCAAAAGGAUUCCGGGCUCUGGGCAAAAGUGAACGAUUUCAAGUGGCAUAAGGCGCAGCAGUCUCCGAAUUGGAGCAUUCGCGACCCAAGAAAGACGCUGCCAGGAAUCCCAGCAGAGUUGCAGCAACUAGUAUCUUACGAAUGA
Peronospora matthiolae is the source of this 1356-nucleotide messenger RNA. NCBI's taxonomy places the organism in Eukaryota, Oomycota, Peronosporomycetes, Peronosporales, Peronosporaceae. The record is from the annotation of a GenBank genome assembly.